UUUUUCAACCGACUGUUUUUUAGAACACGUUUAUUACAAGAACGUAGAUGCAGUAGAUGCCGAAAGGAAAAUUUUUUUCAACAGUGAAGCCAGAUAUGACGCUCUCAGUGAAAUUGAAGUUGAACUGGAUAAAAUAACAGAAUAUUAUGAAAAGAGAGAUGACAGAUUAUAUUAUAGACAAGUCAUAUAUUCAAAAAAAUCAGAAGGGACCAAUGCAGAAACAUCAAAAGGAGUCAGACGGCCUAUCCAGAAAAUGAUCCAAAAGUACAUGAGAGACGAAUCCAAACCGGCAAGCGAUGAUAUUGCCGUAAGAGAAUUUGCCAUCGUUGAUAGAGAAAUUCGCUUGAAAUUUCAUUACGGCAAAGGAAACGUUACGGCUUCCACGAGAACCUUCAUUAAACCACCCAUAUCAGAGAUGGGCGAGGGUAUGGUAUUUAAACCGGAGCUGACCUUCGGUUAUCAAGCAGAAGUCGGGGCUAAGCCUCCCAGGCAGUUGAAUUUGUUCAUACUGUUCGAAGAGCAACUGAAGGAAGAAGAGAAGGCGUUGAACAGUAUAAGAGACGUAGAAAUACAGAUUUCGGAGUUCUUGUUAUUGAGAGCCCACGAAAUGGCGUUCAAUAAGCUAGACAUAUCGUUAUUCAACAAAGAACAAAAUGUGGACUUCAGAUCCGGAAUGUUAGAGAAGGAGGAACAACAUCGAGCGUGCAAAGAAAAAGAAGUCGAAGAGGAAACAGACUACUUUGCUCCGUACCUGGCAAAACUCGGUUAUCCCGAAAAGUUGACAUACGACCAAGCUUUAGAUUGCAAGUAUGCUUGCCUGAAUGAUUUCAAGAAUAUGUUGGUGGAAAGAGCAAAUUAUAUUCAGAAAACGUUUGAAAAGUCGACUGAAAAGCUUCAGAAUAUGAAAAACUAUUACACCAUGUAUCAUGAAAAUCUAACUCCGGAAGAGGAAGCACAGUAUUUCGAAGAAGUAAACAAUAUGAUCACUUACCUGAGGACUCUAGAGAUACGAUUAACCAGACACAAGGACUUGUCUCCUUUAAGGUAUGAAGCUUUAUUAACGUAUCUGAAUGAUCACCCGAUGCUGACAAACUUAUAUUGAAUGUCUUUAAAAAUUGUGAUGACGAAAUAAAUACACUAUUUCAA
Leptinotarsa decemlineata (Colorado potato beetle) is the source of this 1146-nucleotide messenger RNA. RefSeq names its product coiled-coil domain-containing protein lost boys (gene lobo). NCBI's taxonomy places the organism in Eukaryota, Metazoa, Arthropoda, Insecta, Coleoptera, Chrysomelidae. Gene Ontology annotation, biological process: flagellated sperm motility. The record is from RefSeq and is a predicted model, not a curated record. Gene Ontology annotation, cellular component: motile cilium.